Dermacentor albipictus is the source of this 2388-nucleotide messenger RNA. RefSeq names its product F-box only protein 47-like. The record is from RefSeq and is a predicted model, not a curated record. NCBI's taxonomy places the organism in Eukaryota, Metazoa, Arthropoda, Arachnida, Ixodida, Ixodidae.
CGAUUUCAUUCGGUGCUUUUUGACAACCUGGGCAGCUCCCAGCUCCACUCAUCGCGUGUGACCAUAGUGUAAAUAAUAGCUCGCGGUACCACGGUUUAAUGGACAACGGUCGAACUCGGCGAGUCCCGCGAGCGCCGCGGAACGCGUCGUGCAGAGGCGGCGGGACUCCCCCGCUGCGCCGGCUUCGCCGCAGCCUGCGACUCAGCGGCCAGCGACGAGGUGCGGCGCACUCGGAGGGGACGCUGUGCCUCGUCCACGAUGCCGCCGCUUCCCCGAGCCAAGGGUCUCGAGGUCCGUCGGCCGCCGCCGUGCCGGAGCGGAGAGUCGCGCUGACCGAGCUGCCGCUGGAAGUGCUCUUCCACGUCUUCCUGCAUUGCGAUGUGGACUCCCUAAGCGUGCUGAGCAUAUGCUCUUUGCUGCUGCGGGACCAACUGGUGGGCUACCUCAGCUGGGCCCCCGCUCUCAAAGCGCUCAGCUUCCAACACAUGCACCAGAAAGACGCUGUAAAGCACUGCAGGAACCUUGGAGUGCUGAUGAAGAGGGUCACCUGUCUUUUCCCGACCAAGGAGCGGCUCAAGAUAAUGCUGCGGUUCGUCGAAAAGUUCGUGAGCCGGCCGACGCUCGUGCGCAGCCACCUGCCGCGCGACCUGGAAGCCGCGGGUCGUCAGUGGCACCAGUACGGCGCCUUCCUGAUGGCUGCCGUGGUCGGCUGGGUGGACAGCGAGUGCCAGCUGGUGCACGAGGUCCUCUUGGGGCUCUCCUCCGCGCAUCGAUUCACCUCCAGGGUGCUCGGGGCAAGGCCCGGGCAGCUGCGCCGGGACGAGCUGGCGCUGCGUCACUUCCUGCGCUGCCUGUUCCUGUCCGAGGUGAGCCCCGAGGACAGCUGCGCCUGGCUGCAGAGGCUGCUGCAGCCCUGGCCACUCGUGUUCCGCGCCAAGCUGCUCUACAUCAUCUACGGGCCCUGCUGCCACCACGAGCUCCUGUGGGUGCUGCCGUCGCUGCCCCAGACAGCGAUGGGGUCCCCGCUGCUGCGCGCCUCGCUGGCGCACAUGGGAGCGGCGCUGUCCUGCCUGCACGAGGAGGCCGCGGGAUGGUCCUCGGACGACACCAUCACCGUGAUCGAGGAGCUGUUCGUGAUGUCGCGGGAGUGGCUUCCGGUGAACCGCGCCAUACUGCUGGCGCAUUGCGGAGUAGACAUCUGCGUCCUGCUGCUCUCUUCGAAGCUCGUCAAUGGACGGGAGUGUGAAGUGGCCAGCGUCCUGUACAACUUGAUUUUGGUGCAGUAUCACGUGCCACGCUCGGCGACCUUCGUUGUUGACGUGGCGAGAGCGCUCAGCGAUGCGGUGGGACACACUCGAUUCCUCAGUGAGAUGCCCCUCCACAGCGACACACUCGUUCGUGAUGCGUUGGUGUAUUACUCGAGAGGCGGUGAAUCAGGCUACGAGCAAAUCUGCCAUGCCCUGCUGUAUUUUGCCUCCUCGAUGCUUCGGCUGUCCUGCAGUGAGGGGCCGAACUACGGACGCCUUUGCCUCGAAGACUGAGAGAUGACCAGGACCUGUUGCACCUGACCUAACUGGAUAUGCAAGCAUUGCCGUUGUCGUUGGGUUGUUACUUCCACGCCGAGACGGCGUUAUGGAGCUAUAACUUUGUGGGACGGCAGCUUGUAAAACCCCGUUUGCCCAAAAGGCGCUGGUACAGCAGGGCUGCUGCCAUGUACGUCAGCGUUCGGCAGAAAGUGCGAUUAUUAUCUUGAUUACCAAACCCCUUGCCAGAACAUACGGCAAUCACAUGCUGUCAGUCGCUUGAACAGUUGUAACGUACGUUACGUGUAAAUACGGCAUUAUAUACCAUGUCGUCGACUGCAGUGCGGGGAAUGCUACGUUCCAGAAAAAAAGAAAAAAAAGGGAUGGGUGUACCAUACCGCUGUGCUGGUACUCCUUCACCAAGCUACGUUUGUUGUUACGGUGCGGCACUCUCGACACCCAUGGUUGUCUCAACGACACCUGCAUCUUCGCCGUACAAGGCCCAAUUGAACUGUGUUGUGUCCUGUGUUCCGCUUCUUUUCAAGCAGAUGUGCGCAGCGUGAGCGAACAAACAAACCUCUGGACGCUGUUUCUUUAGUCCAACGUGUCUGCACCCAGACUUUCUUGUUUAUACGCGUCGGCGCGAGACGAAGCAUUUGCCAGUACAAACAUGCAUUAGCUUCAUUCUCCAAGUUCUAGUCACUGUUUAAUUGCGAAUGGAAAUUGAGAGACUUUCGAGGAGCUCAAGUUUAACCUGGAACUGUCUAAUGUGAACGAAUUCCUUUCUUUUAAUUGUUUUAAACCGCCGUGCACUAAGGUGGCACAGGUACCUUUGCUAGAAACAAUAAAAUGCAGCGUUAGCCCA